UGUCAGAUUCAUCGGUUUUUGGCGCGUUCGUAAAUUCAUCGGUUAUUCUGCGAUCUUGCACACUCAGACGAGAGUGCUCUGAAAUCGGAGUAGAUAGCCAUAGUGAAUUUUCGAACGCACCCUCUAAUCAGGCACAAUUGAGCCAGCCAACCUGUAUCGUCAUUUCGGUGUACUUCUUCCGAGUGACCAACGAGGAGAAGUCCGUGAUUCAACCUUUUUCGUGUAUGUUAUUUUUGUUUAGUUAGCCAAGUAAAAUGUACUACAAGUUAAAUGCAGUUACACAAAGACUUAUCCAAUCGGCACCGAGUGCUUACAACCCUCAGGGAUUGAGGAUAACAGUGCCCCCCACGGAGUCUCCCCCAAUGAUCUUUGCCACACCCACCAAAUAUGUGUCAGAGGCAGGGAACAUGGUGGAGUACCUGGGACACAACAAAGUCCCUGACCUACAGAAACUCUUCUAGAAGUCUGAUGGUAUCCCGGUGCACCUGAAGGGAGGCCUGAUGGACAAGAUGCUGUACAGGACUACCAUGGCCCUGACCAUUGGUGGGACCCUCUACUGCCUGAUGGCUCUCUACAUCGCUGCCCAGCCUCGGAAGUGAUCAGCUUCCUCCUCUUCAAGGGUCCAGCAGGAUUUUAUAUGAUUCAGAUUAGGAGCAAUAAUGUGGAUAAUGAUUAUGCUCACUGUCAGUCAAGGAAAGGGAUUGCUUUACCCCUCCAAGGUAUAUAUUAUUGUGGACUUCAGGAAACAGCAGAGGGAACACCCCCCUAUCCACAUCGAUGGAACAGUAGUGGAGAGGGUAGCAAGUUUUAAGUUCCUCGGCA
This is a messenger RNA of Oncorhynchus kisutch (coho salmon), 822 nucleotides long. RefSeq names its product cytochrome c oxidase subunit 7A-related protein, mitochondrial-like. The record is from RefSeq and is a predicted model, not a curated record. Gene Ontology annotation, biological process: mitochondrial respirasome assembly; regulation of oxidative phosphorylation; mitochondrial electron transport, cytochrome c to oxygen. Lineage: Eukaryota; Metazoa; Chordata; Actinopteri; Salmoniformes; Salmonidae. Gene Ontology annotation, cellular component: respiratory chain complex IV.